GCGAUCCCCCAUGUAAGAGUGAGGUGGAGGAGGACAUUCCAGUCCAUGUGACCACAGAAAAUCCCUGUGAGAAGCCUGAAGGAAACAUCAUGUUAUCUCUAGAUUAUAAAGAAGAUGAAGACACCAGGCAGCGCUCUUCAGGAGAAAACUUAAUUACCUGUAAUGUACAUCCAGGACUUCACAAUGCAGAGCCAUCAAAUAAUUCCCCCAAGGAUGAGGAACUUUCUAAUGACCAAUCACAGAUUAUCAACCCAAGUACAAAUCUAUCACAUAAUCAUCCUAAACAUGAGGAAUCAUCUCCUGACCAAUCACAGAUUAUUACCCCAAAUAUAGGGCAGAAACAGGGUAAAAGGUUUCAUUGUGGGGAACGUGUAAAACAUUUCAGAUAUAAGUCAGAGCUUUCUGUAAACAAAAGUAGUCACACAGAAGAGAAGCCUUAUACAUGUUCAGAAUGUGGGAAAUUCUUUACCUUAAAAUCAAGAUUUGAUCAACAUAAAAGAAUUCACACAGGAGAGGAGCCAUAUUCUUGUUCAGAGUGUGGUACAUGCUUUAAGUGGAAAUCAAGCCUUGAUAUACAUAAAAAAAUCCACAUAGGAGAUAAGCCAUAUUCAUGUUCAGAGUGCGGUAAAUGUUUUAUAGAUAAAUUACGUCUGGUUACACAUCAGAGAAUUCACACAGGAGAGAAGCCAUAUUUCUGUUCAGAAUGUGGCAAAUAUUUUACAGAUAAAUUCUAUCUGGUUGCUCAUCAGAGAAUUCACACAGGAGAGAAGCCAUUUUCUUGUUCAGAAUGUGGGAAAUGCUUUAACAUUAAAUCAAGACUUGUACAACACAAAAGAAUUCACACUGGAGAGAAGCCAUAUGCAUGUUCAGAAUGUGGGAAAUCCUUUAACCGGAAAUCAAGCCUUGAUCUACAUAAAAAAAUUCACACAGGAGAGAAGCCAUAUUCAUGUUUAGAGUGUGGUAAAUGUUUUAUAGAUAAAUUACGUCUGGAUACACAUCAGAGAAUUCACACAGGAGAGAAGCCACAUUCAUGUUCAGAAUGUGGGAAAUGCUUUCUCCAUAAUGGAAGCCUUCAUAUACAUAUGAGAAUUCACACAGGAGAAAAUCCAUAUUCAUGUUCAGAAUGUGGGAAAUGCUUUAAGAUGAAAUCAAAACUUGAUGAACAUAAAAGAAUUCACACAGGAGAGAAGCCAUAUUCAUGUUCAGAGUGUGGUAAAUGCUUUAUCCGGAAAGGAAACCUUGAUAUACAUAAAAUAAUUCACACAGGAGAGAAGGCAUAUUCAUGUUCAGAGUGUGGUAGAUGUUUUACAUAUAAGUCAUAUCUGGUUGCACAUCAGAGAAUUCACACAGGAGAGAAGCCAUUUUCAUGUUCAGAAUGUGGGAAAUGCUUUAGCCAGAACUCAACCCUUAAAUCACAUUUAGUAAUUCACACAGGAGAGAAGCCAUAUUCAUGUUCAGAAUGUGGGAAAUGCUUUAACCAGAACUCAAGACUUAAAACACAUAAAAGAAUUCACACAGAAGAGAAGCCAUAAUCAUGUUCAGAGUGUGGUAAAUGUUUUAUAUAUAAGUCAUAUCUGGUUGCACAUCAGAGAAUUCACACAAGAGAGAAGCCAUUUUCAUGUCCAUGAUCCGGGAAAUGCUUUGUCUCAAAAUCAAAUUUUAAUCAACAUAAUAGAAUCCACACAUUAGAGAAGACAUGUUGAUGUUUUAUUUAAGAAUAAUGUUUUACAAAGAAAUUAGUCUUUCAAACUUGC
Molecule: messenger RNA, 1754 nt
Organism: Bufo gargarizans (Asiatic toad)
Lineage: Eukaryota; Metazoa; Chordata; Amphibia; Anura; Bufonidae
Product: gastrula zinc finger protein XlCGF26.1-like
Exons: 2
Coding region: 90-1532 (480 amino acids)
Biological process (GO): central nervous system development; regulation of transcription by RNA polymerase II
Cellular component (GO): nucleus
Molecular function (GO): RNA polymerase II cis-regulatory region sequence-specific DNA binding; DNA-binding transcription factor activity, RNA polymerase II-specific
Source: RefSeq, a predicted model, not a curated record